Engraulis encrasicolus (European anchovy) is the source of this 3862-nucleotide messenger RNA. It is a transcript of the gene rasa4, whose product is annotated as RAS p21 protein activator 4. Bases 361 to 2793 code for a protein of 810 amino acids. Lineage: Eukaryota; Metazoa; Chordata; Actinopteri; Clupeiformes; Engraulidae. The record is from RefSeq and is a predicted model, not a curated record. The transcript has 21 exons. Gene Ontology annotation, biological process: intracellular signal transduction; regulation of GTPase activity.
GCGUCAUCCUCCAAUCUGGCCAAUACAGUCCCGGACUGUGUGAGGCAGUCUGUCAGUCUAGUUAUAAACAUAUCCGCGAAGCCCUGUAGCCACGAAUGUUGAGUGUGUGUAGUUCUACAGCCCAUGACGGCGCAACCCUUUGGAGGCGGAACAGUUGGCAUCGGCACGCAGAUGUCGUGAGUGCUGGGUUGUCAGGGAAGUUGGUGGAGUGGAGACCACAACGCGACUGAAACAAUCAGCGAUGAAAAGGCUGUGCCACGCCGGCUGCCACUACAAUCCAUACAGCAGCCGUCAGCGCCUGUUGAUAUCGCAUGGCAAUUAAAUACAACCUGUCUCUUCAAGCGGCGGACUGACACCACCAUGGCUAAGCGAAGUACUUUAUUUAUCAGAAUCGUGGAGGGCAAAAACUUGCCCAUCAAAGACAUAACUGGAAGCAGUGAUCCAUACUGUAUUGUCAGGAUCGACAAUGAGGCCAUUAUCAGAACGGCAACAAUAUGGAAGACCCUGUCUCCCUUCUGGGGCGAGGAGUAUAACGUUCACCUCCCGCCCUCCUUUCACACCGUCUCCUUCUACGUGCUGGAUGAGGAUUCUCUCAGCCGUGAUGAUGUCAUCGGCAAGGUGUCCAUUAGCAAGGAAGCGCUCACUGCCAAACCCCAAGGUAUAGAUGGCUGGCUGGCUCUGAGCGAGAUUGACCCUGAUGAGGAGGUGCAGGGGGAGAUCCACCUCCACAUCUCCGUGGUGGGAGACGGUGACGUGCCCACGCGGCUACGCUGCCAGGUCAUGGAGGCCAGAGAUCUUGCCAAGAAGGACCGCAACGGGGCCUCUGAUCCCUUUGUCAGAGUCAGAUACAACGGAAAAACAUGUGAAAGUGCGGUGGUGAAGAAGACACGGUAUCCUCGCUGGAACGAGAGCUUUGAGUUUGAGCUGGAGGACGCCUCGGCUGACUCUCCACUCAGCGUGGAGGUCUGGGACUGGGACCUCGUCAGCAGAAACGACUUCCUCGGGAAGGUUCUGUUCAACAUCAACGGGCUCCAGUCGGCUCAGACCCAGCAGGAGGAGGGCUGGUUUCGCCUCGGCCCAGACAAGCCCAAACACAGCGAGCAGGAGGGGACUCUGGGCUCCUUGCGGUUGCAGCUCCGACUCAGGGAUGAAACGGUCCUGCCCUCCAGCCAUUACCAGCCGCUCACAGAGCUACUGAGCCAGUCCGUAGGCUCCCACGUCAACGGCAACUGGCCGGACCUGAUCAUGCUGAUCGACGAGACCACGACAGCCGAGAGCAGACAGGAGGUGGCCAGCAACCUGGUGAAGCUCUUCCUGGGUCAGGGGCUGGUCAAGGAGUUCCUGGAUGUUCUCUUCAAGCUGGAGCUCGACAAGACCACUGAACCAAACACAUUAUUUCGGAGUAACUCCUUAGCAUCCAAGUCCAUGGAGUCCUUUUUAAAGGUAGCAGGCAUGCAGUAUCUGCACAGGCUGCUGGGCCCCACUAUCAGCAAGAUCUUCGAGGAGAGGAGAUACGUGGAGCUGGACCCCAAUAGAGUGGAGCUAAGGGAAGCUGGGUGUACAGGGCUUCACCGGACGCAGACUGAGGCCGAUGUGAUCCAGCAGAGCACCACUUAUCUCCAGUCCUACCUCUCGGAGCUGCUCAACGCCAUCCUCCAGUCCGCCUCCUACUGCCCGCUGGUCCUCUGCCAGGUUUUCCAGCAGCUCUACCACCGCGUGGAGGCACGCUUCCCCGACCCUGAGUACAGGAAGGUCAAGUUCAUUGCCGUCACGAGCUUCCUGUGUCUGCGUUUCAUCUCGCCUGCCAUCAUGUCCCCCAAGCUCUUCCACCUCCGCGAGAAGCACGCCGACGCGCGCACCAGUCGCACCCUCCUCCUCCUGGCUAAGGCCAUUCAGAUGAUUGCGAACCUGGACACUCUGGCCGGCUGCUCCAAGGAGCCCUGGAUGAACCCCCUGCAGCCCACCAUCCAGCAGGGGAUCGCCCAGCUCAAGGACUUCAUCACCAGGCUGGUCAGCUGUGAUGAGGCUGAGGACCUGGGUCUUCAGGCUCGCAUGAGCCUCCAGUGUGGCUCCAUGGAGAAGGAGGGCUACCUGCUCCUGCACAGGACAAAGGACAAGUGCAUGCCCAUGACCUCUCCCUUUAAGAAGUACUUCGUCACGCUCAGCAAGGACACGCUGUCCUACGCCAGAACUCAACACUCCAAGAAGAGCUCGUUCAUCUGUUUGCCCAGGAUCAGGGCGGUGGAGAAGGUGGAGGAGAAGAGCUUCGGCAGUGCCAAUGUCAUGCAGAUUAUUUCCGGUGAUGACAUCGGCACACUGGAGACUCUUUACCUGGACUGCAAGAGUGUGAAUGAACUGAAUCACUGGCUCUCUGCCUUGAGGAAAGCCUGCAGCCACAACACUGACACGAUGAGCUCCUACCACCCUGGAGUCUACAAGGCAGACAGGUGGAGCUGCUGCCACCAAAAGGACAAAGCUGAUCCAGGAUGUGACAAAACGAAACAUGGCGUGACAUUACAGGAGUGGUAUGACCCCUUGGACCCGGAUCUGGAGUCCCAGCUCAUCUACAGACACCUCCUCGGGGUCCAGCAAGUCAUGAAGGAAAAGUAUUUGGAACUGAAAAAGCUACAUGAAAAUGAAGAAGGCCCACAUGAAAAAAGUCAGGAGAAAUCGGAUGAAGUGAUGAGGUUCUUCAGUGUUCUCCAGGACCUCCACGAAGCACACUUGGCCGUGGAGGAGGAGGAGGAGCGCGCAAGGAAUAAGAAUAACUUUCUCUUAGAGUUGCAGACCUAACUACGGCACCUUCACUGCCAGCCAACACAUCUGCACUGUACAUUAUAGAGCAGAUACACCUGGACCUCAGCAUUUUGGCUUUCUCGCGGCCAUCAUCAUAACAUGUAGGAGGUCACUGUUUUUGGUACACUGUAGUGCCAAGCAGGCUUGGAUCUCUCUCUUCUCCUUUUCCUAUCUAAUGACGUCACACUUAAUUAUCUUCAGGUGAUCACCACAAAAGUAUUUGAAAUACUGUACGCAGGUUCCCUUUAAUGGAAAAAAGCGGCGUAUAGGUGUUUGAGGCCUAAAGCAGUAUUUAUGAAGAGCGAUGUAUUAUUUCAAAAUAAAAGACUAAAGGUGUGUAGCACGUUAAUAUUAUUACCCAGUGCAAACACCAGUUUAAUUUGCCAACUAGAGAGAUGAGUUUAUUUUUAUAGAGACAUUUAACUGAUGGCAGCUCUUAUUUUGACUUCUCAUUCCAUCCAUUCCCAACUUAGCUAUGUCUUUCUAUGGAAGACAUAGAUGUUAUCAUUUUUAACUUGGCUUGUAUAUGUGUGUCUUCUCAAAUAAUUAAUGUAAUUAUGUCUUUGUGUUUAGUUUGUGUGUUUUCGUCCAAUCAUGUUGUUUGUUUCAUAUUUUUUAUAUUUAUUACAUCAUCAGCAUUGACUACGAAAGUAUUUGAUUCUUUGAUACACAACAUGUUUGCCAUUAAACACUGAUGUUUACAGAUUGCGGAAGCAUUUGAUCGCUAUUAAUCCAUUGUGUUGUUCUGUACAAGUUAUGUAUGCAUUUUCAAGUAUUAUCAUACGUAUAUAGCAUUGGUGAUACUGACAAACAUCUUUUUAUGAUGUUCAGACUGACCAGAGACCUUUAACGUUUUUUUUUUAAAAAACAUACUCCGCCCAUUAUUUUUGUUUGCCAUCGUCAGUGUCAACUCUGUUUUUUUGUUGUUCUUUUUAUGACAAAAUAUCAUAUCCAAAUUUGUAUUGUGACCAUCUUAAUUGUGACCAGUGUAAACAUUUUCUAUUCUGUCAUAGAUUUGUCACAUGGCUGUGUACAACAGAAAAUAAAAAAGAAGGUUUAUGCAUUA